This is a messenger RNA of Nymphaea colorata (pocket water lily), 500 nucleotides long. RefSeq names its product stigma-specific STIG1-like protein 1. The coding region runs from base 26 to 403 and encodes 125 amino acids. The record is from RefSeq and is a predicted model, not a curated record. Lineage: Eukaryota; Viridiplantae; Streptophyta; Magnoliopsida; Nymphaeales; Nymphaeaceae. The transcript has 2 exons.
UCUUCAUUCCCUUUGUAUUGAAAAGAUGAGGUCCUCUGUCCUUAUAAUGAUCUGCUUGGUCCUAUGCCUCAUAGGUUUAAGCACAAGCUUUUCUGAUCAGCACCAUAGAAGGAGCAGGCUUCUUUCAGAGUACUCCAUGGACAGCCGGACCGGCUGCACCGCUAAUCCGGCGGCGUGCCGCCUCCUUGGCAGCCCGGGGCCUGAUUGUUGUGGGAACACAUGUGUUAACCUGCUGAGUGACGGAGAGAACUGUGGCCGGUGCCGACACAGGUGCAGGUAUCCUCAGUCCUGCUGUGGAGGUGAGUGUGUUGAUCUCAGCCGCAACCGGAAGCAUUGUGGGAGAUGCUAUAACAAAUGCAACAAAGGGGAUUCCUGCUCGUAUGGCAUGUGCAACUAUGCCUAGGCCCUUGCGUCUCAGUUAAUUUCUUGUGAUUUUCUCUUUCUUUAUAUCGAUUUUUUUUCUUAUCUGGUUGUAACUGUGAGUGAGUUUUGUGUAUGCA